AUUGUUUGUGACAGAAAGCUCGUUAAGGGUUUCGAACACAAGUGUGUUGUUGACGUCGAUGGUUGGGUAUGGCGACCAGCAGCUGAUACCCCAACACUCCCCAUAUACUCGCACAGAUAAAAGCUGGCAUCAUGUUUAUGAAUUUGAAAAGUAAGAUUGGAGAUGCAACAGAUCUGAAGAAAUUAACUUCUCCACAAUCUCUUGCAUCAGUGAGCAGUUCCCGGCAGCGUUCCUCACAACACACUCCAGGGAGCUUAAGUCCAAGGUCCCAACAUUCACGUCAGGCAUCCACUGCAUCACUCCAGGCAGUUGGGCUGCCCAUAUCUCCUCCUCAGUCUCCAAUAAACCCUGAAGGAUCCACAAAUAAUCAUGAUCGAGUGCAUGAAUUGGAGCGUGAGAUCGCAAAAUUACGAACAGCACUUGAAACACAGCAAGAUGCUGCACUUGAACGGCUGAAUACAAGGGAACAAGAUUGGAAAGGACGGUUACAAGAGGAGCGUGAAAAGAUGAGUACAUUGGCUGCAGAUUUAAAAGCAUCUUGUGAGAGAGAGAAAAAACUUCAACAAAAAAUGGAUGAUUAUACUUCUUCAAAAAAACAGACAACGGAGCAACUCAAGCAGGCUCAAGCAAGAAUGAAGGGACUUGAAACAAGAGUGUGUGAAAUGCAAGAAAACUAUGACCAGAUGGAGGGGCUUAAUGCACAAGAGAUGGCAAAGAUCAAACACAUGUUACUAAAUACCAAUAGCGAACUAGAGCAAGUGCAGGCGGAACUUAAAAGAAAAACUGAGGCUCUUACAAAUGCCGAGUCUCAUCUGAGUUGGGCCUCAGGUUUAGAAGAACGUAUUGGUGUUUUAAGUGAAGAGAAAACUGAGUUAGAAACUCAGAUUGCUGGUCUAAAUCAAAAGCUGAAUGUUGUUAAUGCCAAAUACAAAGCUCUUGAGGAAGCGAAGAGUGAAGAAAUCCAGCACCUUCAGAACCGUGUAACAACACUGGAACAGAGACAUUCACAGACGGCCCUCCAGGAAACGGACAAAGUUCAGGCACUUAUAAAAGAGAGAGAGAAUAUGGAACAUUGUUUGGAAGAAGCAAGACAGCAGCUAAACAACAUUAAAGCAUCUUGGAGCGAUAAAAUCACAGCUUUAGAGAAUCAGAUACGUCAUCUUAAUGCUAAGAUUGCUGAAGAUCAGUCUGAUCUUCAAGAAGCUGAGGGAAGGAAUGAAAUUCUCCAAUCAGAAAUCAGUGCCUUGAAGGAUGAUAACAUGUCCCUGAAGUCAGAGAAGAUAGAAUUAGAAAGAAGGCUGCAGGCAGAGAUAUCUCGGACGAACGAAGAUUUGGAAAGUCUUCGGUGGCAGCUGAGCAACACAACUUCAGAGAAAGAUGAACAAAUAAAGUCUUUACAGGAGAAACUUACAUCAGAAGAGAUCAAACAUCAGUCGUGUGCAAGUGUUCUUCAGUGUAAAUUAGAAGAUAUUGCAUCACUAGAGGAAAAAUUAAUGGAAAUAGAGACUGAAAUGACAUUGGUUAAAGAUAAUUUGACUACAGCUCAAACUGACUUGACUUUGGCACAAAAUGAAAAGAAAUCCCUCCACGAAACACUGUAUCAGGAGCGGACUACUCUAGAAACUAUAGAAAAGGCAAAAUCAGAACUUCAGUGUAAACUGGAUACAGUGAGCAGUGAAAAAGCAAGGCUUUUUAAGAAUUUAGAUGAAUAUGUGGAAAAAGUUAAUGUAUUGAAUGAAAGUGUUAAAUCACUAAAGGAAGAGAAUGAGAAGAGUGUAUCAAAAAUCAUUAAAGUGGAGGUUGAACUUAGUGGAGUUGUACACGAGUGUGAUGCUCUUAGAGAUCAACUAAAAAUUUCCGAAGAUGAUCUUGUGCAUAAAAUUGAACAAUCUGAAAUGGUAACUGGGUUAAGGGAGACAGUGAAGAACCUGGAAGAUGAAUUGCUGGAAAAGAAACAGGCUCUAAAAGUCCAAGGCCAAAGACUAGCUGAUAUGAAGAAGACCAUACAAAGAGAGCUCAAGUUGACGGCAGACUCGCCAGAUUGUGCAGCAGACCCUCGCGUUGACUCCAGGACACGAGAUACAUCUCCCAUUAUCAAUGCAAACUCCUCGGAAAAUAGCUCUUCUAUGGGACUAUCAGCUGUUAAUGGCAGUGAUAAUGGUUUGAAUGUGAACCACACAUAUCUCAAGCAUGUCAUCAUAAAGUAUCUCACGUCUAGGGAGUAUGAGGCUGUUCAUCUGACUCGUGCUGUUGCCACUUUGCUUCAAAUGACCACUGAAGAAGAGAAAUUGCUGCGAGAGACACUAGAAUGGAAGAUGUCAUGGUUUGGCUCGAGACCCAAUUUAGGUAAGGGCCAGAAUGCCAAAACAAUCCCUCCAUCUCAAUGACAUCCUUGGUGGUUGUCAUAGCAGCACCUAAGCAGGUUAUAUCAUCUGUCAGAAGUUGAAGAUCCAAUUACUGGAAUAGUUAUUAUUUUACUUAUAGGGAAGCAUCUGUGAGUGUAAGAGCAGAUAUGCUGCUUAUAUCUUUGGUAAUAAUGUAUAUAAAUGACUUAAAGAAGCAGCUGAUUGUUGCUUCCUUAGCAGAGCAUAUUUUUGUUAUCCAUUUAGUAUGUUUUAUAAGUACUGUAGUCCACACACAGAGAUCACACUAACGUGAUGCAUCAAAUGAACAAAUCCACAAGGGCCGUGACGAGGAUUCGAACCUGCGUCCGGGAGCAUCCCAGACACUCAGUCUGGAUUCAGUCUAGCUCAGUCGAUUAAGGCAGUGUCUGGGAUGCUCCCGGGCGCAGGUUCGAAUCCUUGUCACGGCCCUUGUGGAUUUGUUCAUUUACUGUAGUCCAAUUUUAAAGAACAGAGCUUCAUUAAGCACAAUGUUACUUGAUGGACAAGAAAUAGCAUUAUACUUGUAUAUAAGUUCAAAGCUUAUUACCAUAAAUAUUUGAUAUUUAUCUGAUGUAUGAUGUUGAAACCUCAUACAGAGACUCCUGGGAAAAUGUUCACUAAAUAUUAAUAUUUCUUAAUUGUUGACCUUGGUCAACUUGGUCAACAAGUAUAUAUAUUGGUCAGGAAACUUAUUUUGAAUCCUGUACUUAUCUUGAAUGAUAUUAGCUCUGCCUUGAUGUUCAUGUACUUUCACUUGCAACAAAAUAUGUUCCAUUUUCUCACUGAAGAAUUAGAAAUGAUGCUAUAAUAUUUGUUUGGGUGUCUUUGUUUAGCAUGAUCUUUAAUCUAGUUACAAAUGUAUUAAAUUUUGUUGUCAGCCAUAGGGGAAUUGGGAGAUAUAUUGGCUUUUAUCUGAAAAUAUAGUUUUAUAAAUGAAUGAUAUUGAAUUGGAAAACAAAAAGUAAUAAAGUGGACUCAUAAACAUCACAUAUAUUUAGUGUUGAUCACAAUUUCUUGAACUCUUCAACAGCCCACACUAAUUGAAUCCCGAUACUGCAGAUAGACAGAGCCAGUUCAACUCAGGACCUGAAAUUUACCUCCACAGACAAGUCAGUACACUUUAAACCUGACUUAAGCAGGGUAUAUGCGGUAGUAUCUUUUACGUGAGGGCAAACGUUUCAUUUGGGCUGGAUCGAGGAACUUUAAAUUUGGGAGCCAGUUUUUAAAUCUACUCUCAUUGAAAUGUUUUAUAAUGUCUAUUCAAUAUUAUAUUCAUUAGCUAUUUUGUACUGAAUUUUAAUGGCCAGUUCUUACUUAAUGCUUUGAAAUCCCAUUAUUUUAUGUACAAGAAUAAUAGUUUCAUUAGGUUUAGGCACAUCCGAAGCAUAUGCAUCAUGGUUUAGGUAACAAUUUUCAUUGUUAGAUGCAUUUGAGAAGAUGAAACAUUGGCACAUUAAUAUUUUUAGGCAAACAUGAUAGUUAGUUGUGAAGACACAAUGCUGUCAGUGAUUGUUCAGGAAACUUGUCCUUAUUAUACAGUAUAAUUUGUCAAAUAGUUUGUUGGUUCCAAGCAAAGAUUAUUUGAACACAACAGAGAACAAAAUAUAUUAUAAACAGUAGUUCAUGUUAAGAAAGAGUGAUACUUUGUCAGUUAAUAUUUGGUGUGUGUGAAGAAACAUAUAAGAUUGGUGCAUCAGACUCUUACAUUAAACUGCAUAACACUUAACAGAAAUAUAGAAAGUGAGUGAAUGAAGCUAGAGUGAAGAUUUCUAUGCAAUUUUUGUGAAAAUUUAUUUAUAAGUGCUUGCUUACCAUAUAUGUACAUGAUGUAUAAAUUCUGAUAGGAUAAUUCUGUACUUAUGUAUAUUUUCUUGAAUAUGUUUUGUAUGUGUGUGGCAUGUAAUAAAAAAAACAAAUCUAC
Molecule: messenger RNA, 4305 nt
Organism: Procambarus clarkii (red swamp crayfish)
Lineage: Eukaryota; Metazoa; Arthropoda; Malacostraca; Decapoda; Cambaridae
Source: RefSeq, a predicted model, not a curated record